AUGAGCCGAUUGAAAAACAGAUGGAGGGUUUGGAAGAACAGAAAAAUCAGCCACACUCAAAAAGGUGCAAGGAUAGUAGAUGAUGAUCUCAAGAAGAAGGGGAAGAAUAGAGCUCAGAAAAAGAAGGAAAAUAAUAAUUCAACAAAUAAUGAGACUGAAGAGAGCAAUUACAUGCCAGCUUUACCUUUUCACCAGAAGGAAAUAAGAGAGAAGUUGGGCAAACAGUUCGAGCACUUUCUAGAAGUGUUCAAGCAGUUGCAUGUGAAUAUAUCUUUCACAGAGGUGCUUUAUCAGAUACCAGCUUACACUAAAUUCAUGAAGGAUAUAUUUCCUAAGAAUCGGAAAGUGGAAGAGGCAUCAGUUGUCAAGCUGACAGAGCAUUGUUCUUCUAUUAAUCUUAUGCCUUUAUCUAUUUAUAGGAAAUUGGAGGGUGAGAUUGGAGAAAUCAGUUCGAUACUUGUGUUCUUGCAGCUGGUAGAUCAGACUACCAUCAUACCUAAAGGAAUAGUGGAAGAUGUAUUGGUUUGGGUAGACAAAUUUGUGUUCCCUAUAGACUUCAUUGUGGUUAACAUGGAAGAGAAAAGGGAAGUCCCUCUGAUUUUAGGAAGACCCUUCUUGUCCACAGGAAGAGCAAUUCUAAAUAUUUAG
Nicotiana tabacum (common tobacco) is the source of this 648-nucleotide messenger RNA. RefSeq lists its product as uncharacterized. The record is from RefSeq and is a predicted model, not a curated record. Lineage: Eukaryota; Viridiplantae; Streptophyta; Magnoliopsida; Solanales; Solanaceae.